Molecule: messenger RNA, 4002 nt
Organism: Cryptosporidium muris RN66
Lineage: Eukaryota; Apicomplexa; Conoidasida; Eucoccidiorida; Cryptosporidiidae
Exons: 1
Coding region: 1-4002 (1333 amino acids)
Biological process (GO): regulation of autophagosome maturation; endosome to lysosome transport; endosomal transport
Cellular component (GO): endolysosome membrane; late endosome
Source: RefSeq, a predicted model, not a curated record
AUGGUUCAGUCAUUCAGAAGUAUCUUCAAAUACUACUACAAUGAAGCUGCACCUGUAUUUACUAAUUCACUGAAUAUGGGAUUUUUGAAUAGAAGUAACGAAACAAAUGGAAAUAAAGUAAAUUAUACAUUCGAAAAUUUUAAUUUUAUUUGUGCAAUUAUAUUUGAUUAUACUUUCAGAGUUUUAGAUAACAAGUACAAAGUAGAUGAGAGAGAUGAUCAAGAGUUUUCAACAUAUGUUAAACAAGAUUGUAUAGAAUCUAAUAAAGAAUCUAUUGAUUACAAUCUCAUAUAUAAAAGUUUAUCUAUAAGUUUAGAAAAUCUUGAAAUUCAUAAUAAUUUAAAUAAUGACAAAUAUAUUUGUUACACAAUUUGUGAUGUUGUAGAAUAUAUUAGAUCUGUAGCUGAAAUUCUACUUUGGGGAGAUCAGAAUAACGAAGAAGGAUACUUUGAAGUUUUUUGCAGAUACAAUAUUCUUCAUAAACUAGUUGAAAUUGCAGUGAAUAGUGUUUUUGAAUAUGCCUGUAGAAGACAAUCUCUGCAGACAAUAUCUAUACUGUUACAGAAUAUAAAGACAAAGCAAACUCUAUAUUACUUUUUGAGCAAUAAUACUGUAAUUAGACUCCUAGAUGAAAUGUAUCCAGUAUCACAACCUUAUGAGUACUCAAACAUAUGUUUAAAUGAAGUACAAAUCAUAGAUGAAGAAGAAGAACUGCUUUCUUAUUACGUUACCCUACUCAGGACAAUGGCUUUAUUGCUGAAUAAUGAAACAGCGAGAUUUUUUUAUAAUGAUGCAACUAAUAAGUUCAGUUUGUGGAUAAAAGCCUGCAAAUAUGUUAAUCAUAAGGAUCCAAUGAUAAGGAAUACUAGUCGUACUGUUAUCCUAAAUAUUUUAAGGACAAGGGAUGAAUUUAUUUUAAAUUGUAUAAUACUUCAUGAAUAUAAAUAUAUUAGUACCUCGAUUAGGCAUGAACUUUUAAAUAUAAAAGAUCAAUUGAGUAUACCCAAUAUAAGUAAUUGUAAUGAUCAGGACAAAGAAGCUUCUUUACUGCAAGCAUUAGUAUCAAUGCUAUUAAGACAUAUAUAUAUACUAGAUGAACAUAUUUGCAGUGAAGAGUUUGCAUGGCCAAGUAUAAACAGUCUCACUUUUAAGCAUGAAUUUCAAGAAUGGAAAAAAGAAACUAACUCACCAAAAAUUUCUAAUAUUAACAAUUGGAAAAACCAAAUAAAUAAACCUUGCAACAAUUUUGAAGAGAGUAUAUUUGAGAAUAGAAUUAAAAAAGGGAAAUUUAUGUUCAAUACUCAAAAUAUUUCAAGAGUUUCAUCUCCAAUUUCACCAAUCUCAUCCCAAUUAUCACCACAAAGCUCGCCUCAAAUAUUGAAUCUAUCAUCAGAUUAUCAUGACUAUUUUAUGAAACCUCUUACUGAUAAUUUGUACUUCAUAGAAGACAUUUUGGAAUUUAUUGAUGAUAUUUUAUCUUUAGGAAUUAGAAAAGUAUCAGAACUUAUUGAAUUAGUUAUCACUCACCAAAUUUUUGAAAUGGUUUUAUUUCAAGGAAUUUUUAAAGGUAAACAAAAUAUCUUAAUUAAAGAUAAAGUGACAUUUCAAAUUAAAAAUUUGAAUAUAGAUGUAUCUUACAGAACAUCAAUAUAUAUUUUUUACAAGUUUACAAUUUUCUUUAAUAUGAAUAAUAAUGAAAAUAGGUAUUUUGUUUUUCAAUACCUUAUUUGGACUAAGCUUAUUGAUGCUGGUAAUCUUGAUCUAGAUAAUAAAGUAGAAAAUAAUACUAUGAUAAAUCUUAUAAACAAUGCCAGUGAUGACACAGAAAUUUCUAUUGUAAGUGGUAUUAUAGACUUAUAUUCUUCAUGGAUUUAUUCAAAAAAUGCUAUUUGCGAAAAUAGUCCUUUAUUAGCAGAAAAUGAAAAAAAUAGUAGGGUCAAGUUGAACACAAUUCAAGUACCAAUAGAAUCUUCUUUAUUAAGUAAUUUAUGGAAUACUUUGAAAAAUAUAUCUAAUUAUAUUGUUCCUAAAGAAUCAAGUAACCAAAAUAUCUGGGAUGAAUUGAAGCAAAACCAACAUUUUAAAAGUCAUUCUUUACUUGAAUUUCAGUUAAGUUCAGAUAAUAUAAGAUAUUUAGAAAGGAGUAAUUACAUACAAAAUAAAAAAAGGGAGUGUUUCUUAAGAACUAAAAGAUGUAAGUCUUUACCAAGAGGAUGGAGGCUUUUCAACAGGAACAAACAAAUUUUGAAUGAUAAAAAGUACUUUUUAAAGCAGUCUGAACACUGUAGUGAUUUUCUUCCAUAUAUUGGGACAAAAAAGAUUAAAAAUGAAAUUGUUCAAAUACAAGAGCAGCUUAAGAGUACAUUCCCAGAUCAAGUAUCCAAAGUAUCCAAACUCAUAGCUAGUCAAAUUUUAAUUGAGAAACAUCAAAAUAUAAAAGACUGUGGAGAUUAUGAUUCAAAAUUUGACAAUUUAGACAAUUACAAGACUUCACUUUAUAGACUAGAACCUAUAAAUUUGAAUGAUCAUAGGCUUCUUCUUUUGGUAUCACUACCGAAACUUCUUGAAAAGAUGAUGAAUUUAUAUGAAUGUACAAAUAACAACAGUACUCUAAGACCAAUUUGUCUAUUAGCUAUUUCAGGAUUUAUAUGUAGUAUAUUGAGAGAAUCUAAUAGUGAAUAUUAUAAAUGUAAGGAACAUCUAGAAGUAUUUAUUCGACAUUUUUUGAAUUUUGUAUAUGCUACAACAAUCAAUAUAAUAUUUGAGAUUAUCCAAAAAGGUAGAAAUAAAGAGGAUUACAGCUAUAAUCAGUUAUCAGGAGUAAAUUAUAUGAUAUGUGAAAAUAUGGUUGAAUGGUAUGAAGAAGAUGCUCAAACAAUUAGAACUUUACUGUUAAAUAGUGGAGAUAGUUGUAGUUUAUUACAUUAUUUUCUUAUCUCACCUUACAAUUUGCCUAAGUCAAAACAUAUUCAUGAACCAUUAGAGGAUACAACUAGAUCCAAGCGAUAUAUUUGGAAUUUGAUAGAUGGGUAUCCAAUUUUAAGAUGGUAUCCUAAUACAGGGAACUGUUUUAAUUUUACUUCAGUAUUCAUUGAUCAACUACGUACAAGAUGUAUUAAUCUUCAUAUUAUAGAAUCUUUAUACUAUGAAUUUAAUCGGAUUUUUAUUAGUGAAGUAGAAGCUGACCUUUUGAAUAAUAUAAAUUCAAUAAAUGAUUCUAAUGAUCUUGCUAACAUUAAUAUAAGUAAUAAUCUCCAUGAAUCUCAAGAUUGUUAUGUAAUAAAUUCUGAUCAUGAAAAAAUUGGAUUUAGAAAUAAAAAAAUUAUUCUAAGAAAUUCACAUAUUCGUCAUUUAAUUAAAAUAGAAUCUGAACAUAGACCUAUGAGCGUCCUUAUUAUUAGAACUAGUAAAAAAAACAACUUGGAAUUUCACCCACCAAUAUACUGUUAUGUUAUUUUUGACAAUUUUAUUAAUGAACUAUUAUUUAUAAUUCCUAAUAUUGGUAAAUGUGAAGCAGCUAUUGUUGCUCAGUUCCCUUAUAUUAAAUGUAGACCAGUACGAGUAUUUCAACAAUCUAGUCGAAUUUCAUCAAGGUACUUAGUAGCAUUACUUAUACGAUGUGAAACAAAAGAUAUUGAUUUUAUGACAAGAAUAAAAGAUAUAAUGUACCAACUACCCUUAAGAGAAGAUUUAUCUAAUUGCUCAAGAAUGUCUAAUGGUGCAAUAAUUCAUCCAAAAGAAACAAACUAUAACAACACUAUAUAUCACCUAAAUAAUAUAAUACUACCAAAAUAUACUAGAGCUCAGCUUCCAAACCACAUAUAUAAUAUUUCAAGUCAUAGAUAUAAUGAUUAUGCAGUAUAUAUUGAAUUUUCAUGCCAGAAAAAAUCCCAACUAUUUACUAAAUAUUUAAAUGUUGUUAGACAAAAGAACCUACAAAAUAAAUUACAUAAAAUAUACCAUAAACUCUAUAAAAAACUAUAUGACAACUUUGAUAAGUAA